AUGACCUGCAGCGGCUCGAGCGAGAAGCCUGCAGUGGCGGCGGCGCAUAGCAGCAGCUUCGGCACAAACACCGCUGCAGGAGGCAGCGGCGGCCUCACAUUUGACCAGGCGCUCACGCAGUACGUCGGAGAGUUUGGACGCGGCCAAAUUUUGAAUUUCGUCCUGGCCAGUCUCAUCUGGGUGCCGAACGCGGUGCUCAUUCUAUUGCUGGUCUUCUCCGUGGGAAGCCCAAUCAAGGAGCGGCUGUGGGAGUGCUCAGACCCGCGUGACGCUGCCUGCCAGGCGGUGCUGGCCAGCCCCGACCCAGCGGUCGGUUUCUGCAGCCUGCAGCGAUCCCAGUGGCGGUGGACGCAACCAAGCACAGGGCUGAUCUCACAGUUCGACCUCGUGUGCGCUGCCAACGCCUUCUUUUUUUUUGGCUACCUGAUUGGGUCGGGCGUCUUUGGUCAGCUGUCUGAUGUCAUUGGCCGCAAGUACUCCACAUUUGCAGCCGCCGUGAUCAGCGCCGUGUUUGCAGCCGCCGGCCUGGGCUGCACAAACUACUGGUCCUGGGUGGUGAUGCGCCUGCUGUCAGGCGUCGGCGCCGCGGGCACCGCGCUGGGUGCCUACAUCCUGUCAACAGAGGCCAUCGGCGACGGCUGGCGAGGCUGCAUGGGCAUCGCCACUCAAAUAUUUUUCAUUGUCGGGGAAUUCACUCUUGUUGCUAUCGCGGCCAUUUUCAAGACAUGGAGGGGCCAGGCGGCGGCAUGCGCAGUGCUCAAUGCGACGGUGCUGCUGCUGUGGCCGGCACUGCCCGAGUCUGGGCGCUGGCUGCAGGUGCAGGGGCGCAAGGACGAGGCCAUGAAGGUGCUGGAGCGCUUUGCGCGCCUCAACGGCACCCAGCCACCAUCGCAGCCGCUCGCCGACAUCAAACAGGGCCCUGCGGGCGCCGCCGGGGCCCCUGUGCAGCGGCUGACACUGGGCGCGGCCCUGCGCGACUGGCACAUCCUGCGGCGAUUUGUGGUGCUGUCUUACUCGUGGAUGGUCAUCUGCAUGACCUAUUACGGCAUCUCUUUUGCACUGGGCAGCCUGGGAGGCAGCCUGGUGGUUUCAUUCAUGGUGUCAUCCAUCGCAGAGCUUCCCUCUUACCUCUUUACGGGCUGGGCCAUUGAUCACUGGGGCCGGCACAACACCAUGGCAGGGUGCGUCCUGCUGGGCGGCGCGGCGUGCACCGCGUGUGCGUUCGUGCCCGGCAGCGGCCAGGUGGCCUUGGCGUCAAUUGGCAAGUUUGGCAUCGCAGGAGCCUUUGCCGUUGCCAGCAUCUACACAAGCGAGCUUUUCCCAACCCUGAUACGCUCUGGCGUCCUUGGCGCCUCAAACCAGGCCGCCCGCGUCGGAGGCAUCGUCGCGCCCUUCAUUGCCCUCGCCGGCACAACGCACAACUCGAGCCUCAUCCCCUUCCUCACCUUUGGCAUCGCCGCGCUGCUGUCUGGAAUCCUGAUCUUCACGCUUCCCGAGACUCUGGGCGUCCCACUUCCUGAUACCAUGCAAGACAUGGACAACAUUGCGAGCAUCUUCACGCACCACACGUACGCCAAGAAGGGCCUCAAGGCCGCAGCGGCAAGCAUGUUCAAGCCGCGGGUGCAGCUGCCCAAGCAGCAGCCGCGCAGCAGCUGGCUGCGCGCCGGAGGAAGGGGCGGUGCUGACGGCAGCGACGGCGGUGGCGGCGGCGAGGCGGGCGGGGCUGCUGCAGCGGUGCAUGGUGGUGGCGUGAAGAAGGGCAAGCAGGAGCAGACUAGCGUGUGGGCAGAGGACGAGGUGGGCGCCGUGCCCGAGGAGGAGGGCAGCAGCCUCAUCGGGGUGCACCGGCCACCGCCGCGCCGCAGCGACGGUUGCGGCGGGGGAGGCGCCGACGCUGGCAGCGCUAGGGUAUAA
This is a messenger RNA of Monoraphidium neglectum, 1914 nucleotides long. Its product is annotated as Organic cation transporter protein. Gene Ontology annotation, molecular function: transmembrane transporter activity. The record is from RefSeq and is a predicted model, not a curated record. The transcript is spliced from 8 exons. Gene Ontology annotation, biological process: transmembrane transport. Bases 1 to 1914 code for a protein of 637 amino acids. Gene Ontology annotation, cellular component: membrane. NCBI's taxonomy places the organism in Eukaryota, Viridiplantae, Chlorophyta, Chlorophyceae, Sphaeropleales, Selenastraceae.